Messenger RNA from Grosmannia clavigera kw1407, 573 nucleotides. RefSeq lists its product as uncharacterized. The transcript has 5 exons. Lineage: Eukaryota; Fungi; Ascomycota; Sordariomycetes; Ophiostomatales; Ophiostomataceae. The coding region runs from base 1 to 573 and encodes 190 amino acids. The record is from RefSeq and is a predicted model, not a curated record.
AUGAAGGAAGACAGCGGCGCAGUAAAGCCUACGAACUUCCACAGGAUCGUUGUGCGGUUUCCUCGGUACGACAUCAAGAUCGUUGUGGACGAGCCCGGCAACGCCAUGCGCGCCAAAUUCCCCACGGCGCCAAAAAUCUGGAGGAUGCGUAUUCCGGCGUACCGCCUCGUGGUACAGCUCCGCAUGUGUCGCGGCAUGUUUGGUCAUAUCACAGACGUCCCCAACCGGCGCUGCCCCAACCAGACCAAGAUCGCUCUUGACUUCAUUCGCGAUUUUAUCGAAGCGAAUAAGGUCGACGCCCGCAGCGUGCGUGUACUUACGCCGUACGCGGCGAAUGUGUACCUGAUCAACAGCAUGGUCAGGCUGCCCGAGUACUCUUCGCUGUCUUCAAUGGAGCCGGCCACGACCGUCGACUCAUUUCAGGGCCUGGAGGCCGACAUUGCGGUCGUCGUGCGGGCGUCAGGGUCAACUCCGGCUCCCGCCGGAGUUGACCCUGACGCCCGGCUCCUGCCGUUGACGUCCCUUGACGCUGGGACUCCUCCCUCCUCUCCUGUUGCCGAGUCCACCGGCUGA